This is a messenger RNA of Neoarius graeffei (lesser salmon catfish), 4699 nucleotides long. It is a transcript of the gene atg13, whose product is annotated as ATG13 autophagy related 13 homolog (S. cerevisiae). Bases 210 to 1850 code for a protein of 546 amino acids. Gene Ontology annotation, biological process: autophagosome assembly; mitophagy; piecemeal microautophagy of the nucleus. The transcript is spliced from 18 exons. Gene Ontology annotation, cellular component: extrinsic component of membrane; Atg1/ULK1 kinase complex; cytosol. The record is from RefSeq and is a predicted model, not a curated record. Lineage: Eukaryota; Metazoa; Chordata; Actinopteri; Siluriformes; Ariidae.
UUUCAACGACCUGGCUGCUUAACAACAUAAACAAAAAUGGGAGACUUAGCAUGCCUUGGGGUUGUGAUGAUGUGACUCGAUUUUUUACAUUACCAUUCUUCAGAUUGUAUUUUAAUUUUUUAUUCAAACACACGGUGUCUGUCUUGAGAUUUAAAGCAUAUCUGAAGCGUAAGCAGCGGAUGUGGAAUCUGUGAUGAACAGCUCGGGUCAUGAUGGACAGCGAUCUGAGCCCACAGGACAGAAAAGACUUGGAUAAAUUCAUCAAAUUUUUUGUCUUGAAGACUGUGCAGGUGAUCGUGCAAGCUCGUUUGGGCGAGAAGAUUUGCACUCGUUCCUCUUCUUCCCCCACAGGCUCAGACUGGUUCACCCUGGCAAUUAAAGACAUCCCAGAGGUGACUCAUGAAGCUAAAAAAGCUCUGGCUGGGCAGCUGCCCAGUGUUGGGCGCUCCAUGUGUGUGGAGAUUUCCCUGAAAACGUCAGAGGGAGAUUCAAUGGAGCUAGAAACCUGGUGCUUGGAGAUGAACGAAAAGUGUGAAAAGGACAUUAAAGUCUCCUACACGGUUUACACGCGUCUUUCCCUGCUUCUUAAAUCUCUCCUGGCCAUCACGAGAGUUACUCCUGCCUACAAACUGUCACGCAAACAAGGCCAUGAUUAUGUCAUUCUGUAUAGGAUAUAUUUUGGUGAUGUGCAAUUAACAGGACUUGGUGAAGGAUUCCAGACAGUACGCGUAGGAGUUGUUGGUACUCCCAUAGGAACCCUGACACUCUCCUGUGCAUACCGCACCAACCUGGCCCUCAUGUCGUCCAGGCAGUUUGAGAGGACGGGCCUCAUCACGGGGAUCAUCAUAGACCACUUCGUGGAGCGUCCGCUCAGGAACACGGCCCUCAUGCAUCCCUGCAAUUACAGAGCUCCAGGUGAGGACGAGGGAGGGGUUUAUGCUGGAGUAGAGGAUUCACAAGAAGUAUGCACCACCUCCUUUUCCACUUCUCCACCUUCUCAGUGUCUGUGUACUGUCAGUCAGGCACAUGGUAAAACUCCUAAACCUGCUCUGAUGGCCACUCUGAAGGUCCCUGUGAUGGGACUGGGCUUCUCACAGCAACUUUGUACUUCUCGCCUGUCGUAUCAGACUCCCCUCCUGGGACCAGUAGAUUUGUGUCAUCCAACUGCCUGCACUGCUGCCGUCCACCCACACCAGAUAGCUGUUCCAGGGAAAGAAGGCGGAGUUCCACAGGUGCUGGUUCAGCCCAGUCAUGGCACUCAGGCAGACCAUGGGCGUGUCCCAUCCUGCCCCUCAUCAGACACGCCCCACCCUCCACCCUCAAACUGCAGCAGUGGUGAUACAGAUGUGUUGUCGAGAAGUAGUGAAGGGAAGAGUGUGUUGCCUUCAGAUGCCCCUGAAACGACGUUCACCAGGAAAGUGGGAGCUUUCGUCAACAAACCCACCACACAGGUGACCACUGCUAGUCUGGAUCUGCCAUUUGCUGCAUUCGCUCCCAGAGGUUAUGACCUGGAGAAGAACGACCCCAUGGUACAGCCGUCAGCAUCACCCACCUCCUCCUCUCCAUUGCAAGACAGUCUGCACUCACAGAGCUCCAGCCAGAGUGGAGGCCAAGCACAAGAUGACUUUGUUAUGGUCGAUUUUAAACCAGCGUUCUCCAAGGACGACCUGUUACCGAUGGACCUGGGCACUUUUUAUCGGGAGUUUCAGAAUCCUCCCCAACUCACAAGCCUUUCCAUUGAUGUCAGUGCUCAGUCUAUGGCUGAAGACUUGGACUCUCUGCCAGAGAAGCUGGCCAUCUACGAGAAGAACAUUGAUGAGUUUGAUGCAUUUGUGGACACACUACAGUAGAUAACAAUAUAAUCUGACUACUCUUAAGACAGUCUUUUUUUUUUUUUUUUCCUUCAGCCAAAACAUUAGAUAGCUGAUUACUUUGGAGUUUCCUGCUCGUCUGUUGUUUAUUGCCUAUGUUUAAGCCAUAUGCUGUAAUAUUUAAAGCUUUUUCUUUCACCUAAACAUCCUGAUAUUCUUGAGCAUGAUUCUGGCUUGGAGUAUAUGAGAGGUUUUAGGUAAAUAGUUAAGUUUUUAAAAAAAAAGUAGUCUUUAAAAUAUGUUCAUUUAGGUUCUCUACUAUUAGUAUUUUUAUAAAUGUAUCUAUCAACUCAUUUAGCUUCAUGAUAAACCAAAAUGGAAAACCCAUGGAAGAUCAGACCCUGAACAUUGUAGAUCAUUUUGCACUGGAUUACUUCAGUUAUGUUUGAAUUGUGGGGUUGGUGUGAAGGGACCUUGGCAGGCCCAGAUCAUUGUGAUAAAUGUAUAUAGUGCACACUUUUUAUUUAAUUGUAUAGAGCACUGCCAAGACCUAGAAGCCCACAUGCAUCUGAUAUGCUCUGCAUAGAUCUCAGUGGUUGAAUCACAAUAAUUCUUCUUUUACACCAUGUUUUAAGAUGAAACAAACAAACAAAAAAAAAUAACCUGUCCAAUGGAGAGGAAACGUUUUCUGGAAGAGUAGCCUUUAAGCCUCGGUCACAACUGGACAUACGAUUUUUUGGCCGUGCGAUUUUUGGCGUUUCCCAAAUCGCUGCGUUUUUUUUUUUUUUGUUCGUGGAGAAUGUAGUUGUGGUGACCAUGAAGGAGUAAGAUCACUGCGCACCCAACGUACAACCCGGAAGUCGAACAUGCAUACUACGCACGAAAUCUGAGGCUGCUCAGACGUACGGCUGUCGCUUCAUUCAUACAGCCAACGCACCUUCAAACGUGCACUAAUUGUACUGACCGUGCGUUCCAUGCAGGCUUCGUAUGAAGGUUGCAAGAACUGCGCACGAUCUGUACGUUGUGCGUACCAAUGGCGUUUGUUUGUCGCACUGCAGCGAUUGGAGAGGGGUAUAUAUAUAUAUAUAUAUAUAUAUAUAUAUAUAUAUAUAUAUAUAUAUAUAUAUAUAUAUAUUUCGGCAUACUUUGGUUUCUCACUGUGAAAAUGUCAAUCCCUCUUCAAAGACUUCAUCUCGAACUCCUGGCCUGCUGGCCACUGUCGUGGUCUUCAUCCUCCUCCUCACUGCUCCUUGUCCUCUCUCUCUCCUCCCUCUCUGCCGCCGUCUGUCUCUCCUCCCUCUCCGACACCUUUUCUAUCCUCCUCUUCCCUUUUGCCUUUGGCAUAUUGAAUUGAAGCGAUGCAAUGAAAUGAAAUUAAAUGAAAUUGGGUUUUCUCUCAAUCAAAGCCUACAUGUACAAAUGGCCGUAGGCACCCCUGCAGCUUUAUAUACCCGAGUUUUCGUGCGAUUGACGCCCUCUCGCCGUACGGCCAAUGCACGGCCGACUUACUUGACACGCAUGGAGGACGUACGAAAUAUCUGAACGUGCGUUGGCUGCACUAAGUAUGUAUGUGGGGCGCACGACACACAUACAGAGUCUGCAAGUGCGACGUACGAAAAAAAUUGACAUUUUGCCCAAACCUGACACCAGCAAAUCGUACGAAAGACGCACGUCGGCCGUACGGAAGACACACGAGGCCGUAAGUUUGUCUUGCAACCUGAAAAAAACGUAAGCACCUGUAGAGUUUGUUUGACAUGACAAAGAACCUCUGCGGCCGGUCUGCGGCCAGUCUACGGCUCGAAAAUCAGCACGUCACACGCGCGCCCUCUGUGCGUUUCUUUGCGUUUUUUGCAUGUAGACCGGCCGUAGGAGCAUGUACGGCCGGUUGUGACCGAGGCAUUAAUUCUGAGCAGUUAUGCAAAGAUCAUUAAUACGGAUUCAUCUAUACCAAUCCUGGGAACAGGUAUCCACCCAAUACCGUACUCAUUUACUCAUGCAAAUGCUCUGAUACAACACUCAGUACUGCGUGAUAUUACAGUAUAGUGUCAUGUGAACCUAGUAUACUUUGUCACGCUAAUGAACAGAAAGCACAAAUUGACAGUGAUCUGGAAGCAUUUCAUGAUUAAUGAUCAAAACAAAGGACAGUGCAACCUGUUCUGUAUGAAAAUAUCAAGAGGAGGAUCUACAGCAUCUUCCUACAAAAGAAGAACUUUGAUAAAACAAAUUAUUGUAAAUAGUACCUUAAAUAGAGCAUGUGAAGAUUAUCAGCUUAAGCUUGCAGUGCAGUAUCAGCAAGUGUGUUAUUAAAUCUUGGUCAUGAAUUGCAUACACACAUACACAAAGGCUGUGUGUGAAGUGAAGAUGCAGAGUAGCUGUCGCACAUGACAGCAGUUCAGUUCUGUGAGCACUAAGAACUCUACUGGGUCUACACUUGGCUUGAAAGUCAGAGUACCAAAAACCAUGUACUUGAACCUAGUCUGAGGAAAAAGAAGGUAUUUAUGCAUUUGAAUUACAAUGAGAAAAGAUCUCAAGAUUGAAGUUUUUAGUGAUUCCCUCAUUUUAUCGAGUCCCUCAUCAGAGCACAAAAGAAUGCCAUGCAUUUAUGCUCUGCUCCUGAUACAUUCUUGACCACAUGGAUGUUCUCCUGAAUAAUUCCUUGUUGCUAUUUUUAAUAUUUUGAAGCAUGUAUAAAUGUUAUUCUUGAGUGAAGAAUCCUAAUUAUCCAUUGUGAUCAUAAUAUGUCAAACAGCAUAGUCUAGUUCAACACUGUUCACAUUACUCUUCUGUGUAGUGUUAUUGUGUUUACAGCUAGUGUUUUAUGAGCUUCAGUUUUUCCUCUCUGUUCCCUGGCAUAUACAUGUGUGCAAUAAACUGAUUUAUUUCAAAAA